Molecule: messenger RNA, 1599 nt
Organism: Microthlaspi erraticum
Lineage: Eukaryota; Viridiplantae; Streptophyta; Magnoliopsida; Brassicales; Brassicaceae
Source: the annotation of a GenBank genome assembly
AUGGAGAACAAUUUUGAGGUUUUAGGUACUAAAGGUUUGCUGAAGAAACAUGAAUUUGUUAGGAUUCUGGUCCAAUGCUUAUACUCCUUAGGUUACAAGAAAUCUGCAUCUUGUCUAGAAUUGGAAUCAAGCAUCUCGUAUAAAUCCUCAGACUUUGAUUUUCUUGAAAUUCAAGUUCUGAGUGGCAAUUGGGAUAGUUGCCUUGCGAUUCUCGAUAGGAUUUUUAAUAAUCCGAAUGAUGAGACGAGGAACACUGCUUUGUAUCUUGUCUUCAAGCAGUACAUGUUUGAGUAUUUGAAACGAGGGGAUACUAGUUUAGCCUUAAAUGUGCUGCAGAAGCAAGCUCCGAUGUUACGGGUGGGGAAAGAGAAGAUUCACAGGCUUGCUUGUGAUAUUGUUACUUCGAAAGAGAUGGAGUCUGGUGAAGUAGACAGCUUUUUGGUUCAGGAUUUGAGGAAAAGUUUGUUGGUUGAGCUGGAGAAGUUGAUUCCUUCGCCAGUUGUUAUACCUGACAAAAGGUUGGAACAUUUGGUUGAGGCUGCUGUGAUGGAUCAGAUUGAUACGUGCCUGUAUCAUAACUCAUGGGAUGCUGUGUCACUCUACAAGGAUCACCGUUGCGGUAGAGAUCAAAUUCCUUCAGAAUCAGUCCAGGUUUUGAUGGCUCACAAAAAUGAAGUGUGGUUUGUGCAGUUCUCUAAUAGUGGCAAAUAUUUGGCCACUGCAUCAAGCGAUUGUACAGCUAUUAUAUGGAAGGUUUUGGAUGACAACAGAAUCGAGCUGAUGCACACGCUUCAGAGCCACCAAAACCCGGUUUCAUUCGUUUCGUGGAGCCCAGACGAUACUAAGCUGCUUACAUGCGGAAACGCUGAGGUUCUUAAGCUAUGGGAUGUUGACACAGGUGUGUUGAGACACACGUUUGGAAACAGCGAUAGCGGAUUCACGGUCAGCUCUUGCGCAUGGUUCCCUGACUCAACUCGGCUUGUCUGUGGCAGUUCUGACCCGGAGAGAGGGAUUGUAAUGUUGGAUACUGAUGGGAACGAGCUCAAAGCCUGGAGAGGAACGAGAAUCCCAAAGGUAGUGGAUUUGGCUGUGACGCCAGAUGGGGAGAGUAUGGUCACAGUGUUUUCGGAUAAAGAGAUCAGGAUCUUGAAUUUGGAGACGAAACUGGAACGUGUGAUCUCUGAGGAACAGCCGAUUACUUCCCUUUCGGUUUCCGGUGAUGGUAAGUUCUUUAUAGUGAACUUGAGCAGCCAAGAGAUUCAUCUUUGGGAUCUCGCUGGAGAGUGGAAACAACCUUUGAAGUUCUCGGGUCACAAGCAGAGCAAAUACGUGAUACGGUCAUGUUUUGGUGGGUUAGAUAGUUCUUUCAUCGCCAGUGGAAGCGAGGAUUCACAGGUUUAUAUAUGGAAUCUGAAGAACGCUAAGCCGCUUGAAGUGUUGUCAGGUCACUCAAUGACUGUGAAUUGUGUGAGCUGGAACCCGAGAAAUCCUCGGAUGCUGGCCUCUGCGAGUGAUGACCAGACCAUUCGUAUUUGGGGACCGGGUCAACCGAAUAAGCCGGAGAACCGGUUAGAUAACCAGAGACUGCUUUUUUUUUGA